Messenger RNA from Talaromyces rugulosus, 1218 nucleotides. RefSeq lists its product as uncharacterized. Gene Ontology annotation, biological process: 3-(3-hydroxy)phenylpropionate catabolic process. The record is from RefSeq and is a predicted model, not a curated record. NCBI's taxonomy places the organism in Eukaryota, Fungi, Ascomycota, Eurotiomycetes, Eurotiales, Trichocomaceae. The transcript is spliced from 3 exons. The coding region runs from base 1 to 1218 and encodes 405 amino acids. Gene Ontology annotation, molecular function: 3-(3-hydroxyphenyl)propionate hydroxylase activity; FAD binding.
AUGUCUCGCCCUUUUGUUCUCAUUGUCGGUGCUGGCCCCAGUGGCCUACUACUAGCCCUAAUGCUAGGUAAAAAGGGCAUCCCCGUGCGCGUCCUAGAAGCUGCCGAGUCCCUCGACGAUCGUCCCCGCGCAACGCAUUACUCCCCACCAGCCGUGUAUGAGCUGCGCCGCGCUGGAAUCCUCGAGGAUAUGAAAAUCGAGGGCUCAUUUGUACCGAAUGGAGUGUGCUGGAGAAACCUUGACGGUGACUUCCUGGCUGGGAUGGCUGCCCCGGGGAGCAAAGACGCGGGCCCGACCCCGAUGAUCUGCCUUCCUUUGAAUAAGCUGAACCACGUUCUUCAAAGGCAUAUUAAUCAAUUGCCGCAUGUGGAGGUAUUUUAUUCUCAUAAAGUCAUUGGGCUAGGUCAGGAUGAAGAGAAGGCGUGGGUGGAUGUUGAAACAUCCGAUGGCGGGAAGAAAUUCGAAGCGCAAUUCAUUGUUGGAUGCGAUGGUGCCAAUAGUCAGAUUCGCCGCUCGCUGUUCGGAGAUUUGGCUUUCCCAGGGUUUACCUGGGAGCAGCAGAUUGUUGCUACGAACACAUACUACCCGUUUGAGAAGCAUGGUUUCAACCGGGAUUCUAAUUUCAUCAUCCACCCAGAACACUGGUAUAUGGCUGCACGGAUAUCAAAUGAUGGACUGUGGCGCGUCACAUACGGCGAGGUUGCAGGUCUUAGCUUUGAUGAGCUCAAGGCCAGACAGCCCUCGAAGUUUAAGGCCAUGUUACCAGGACAUCCUAAUCCUGAGAAUUACAAAAUUGUGAAUUUCAGCCCUUAUAAGGUCCACCAGCGGCUCGCUGCAAAAAUGAGGGUUGGGCGGUUCCUUUUGGCUGCUGAUGCUGCACAUUUGUGUAACCCCUUCGGAGGAUUAGGAUUGACAGGCGGAAUUGUGGAUGUGGGCGGGCUUUACGACUGUUUAGCGGGUAUAUACACAGGACAGGCCGAUGACAGCAUCCUUGACAUCUACGACAAUAUCCGCCGGUCAAAGUAUAGCAAUAUCGUGGACCCAGUGUCGAGUAGCAAUAUCCGACUGUUAUUUGAACAGGAUCCGGAAACCGCUAUGCAGGAUAGCGAGUUUUUGAAAAUGUGCAAGAAGGCAGAGACGGACCCCGAGGUCGCGGCUUUGCAGCGGAGUGGGAUGGACAGCUUACAGUAUGACUUCCAGCAGCACUAUCAGAAAUGA